AAAAAAAAAAAUAUAUUUUUGUCUUGUAAUCUAUCUUGAAUUCUUUUUUUUUUUUUUUCUGUAAUUUUUUUUUUUUUAUCUGAAAUGUUAACAAAAAAACAUGCCUUAGAUGAUGACUUUGAGUCACCUAGAAAUGUAAUAAUAGAAAGUAAUGUGGAUUAUUUAUCUUACAAGUUUGAUGAAAUGGAUCUUGCUGCUUCUUGGCGUGUAUUAACAAAACAAAAACUAACAAUUGUAAAUGGUAUUCGACUUGAAAAUGCUUCGUGGAGGACUUGGGCUAAACAAAGAAACAAUUUAAAGACUAUCAGUCCGGAAACAUUGAAUUGGUAAAGAGAGAAAAAAAAUAUAUAUAUAACAUAAUAAUUACUUCAUUGAUAUAUGUGUGUUCCCAAAAAAAAA
Molecule: messenger RNA, 399 nt
Organism: Cokeromyces recurvatus
Lineage: Eukaryota; Fungi; Mucoromycota; Mucoromycetes; Mucorales; Mucoraceae
Exons: 1
Coding region: 85-330 (81 amino acids)
Biological process (GO): protein catabolic process in the vacuole; cellular response to glucose starvation
Source: RefSeq, a predicted model, not a curated record